CCAAUGAUUCACCGAGUGAUUGCCGCAAGUCCAGCCGGGAGCCAACUUCAGGCACCGACGAGUCCAGCACGAGUGUGACCAAUAACAACUUUUGGUCAACACCAGGGAUAUCGGGCCCAAAAUGUUACUACGGUACUUUGUGGGAAACAAACUAACGCGAUGCGUAAACUUUUUUUGCAAAUGGUUCACUCGUCGCAUUUAAACAUACAGUAGUUUUAAGACAUUCGUUGCAGUUUCCUCACUCUGGUGGUAAAUGGUAGCUGUUUAUACACGCACCUCUCGGGGUGAUUUUUUUUUUUUUUAAAAACUUGUAGCUGGCGGCUCCAUUCUUUUCUCUUUUAUCCCUCUCAGCAACAUCAGGGCAGCGGUCGAAUCCAAAUCAAAGGCGGUGGCUGACCUGCCCAGGUGGGAUUGGCCGUAAUUACAAAAGUGGUGGGGCGCGCAGUUAGGAGCUCAAAGCACGGAAUUGUGGCCAUCGACUAGAAACGUGGAAAGAAAAAGAACGAAAACGGCUUUUUAACAUGGCUAGGAGAGAUCGCCUCACGCUGCUCCAGGUCUGUUUCGUCAUCGCAUGUGUGUUAAGUGCUAACGUUUCUUUGGGAUACGUAUAUAAUCGCCAGAGGAGAUCCGAAGACUGGGACGAGGUGCUGCCAGAUGCGGAGCUCUUUCUUUCAGAUUCCCCCCGGAUUAAUACUUCUGGAUCUUGCAAGAACAGAUGCUUUGAGUUGUAUGAAGCAGAACCUCCUAACUGCCGCUGUGAUAAUCUGUGCAAAACAUACAACCGAUGCUGUUCAGAUUUUGAUGAGCACUGCUUAAGAACAGCUCGGGGCUUUGAAUGUACUAAGGAUCGCUGUGGAGAAGUCAGACUGGAACAGAAUGCUUGCCACUGCUCUGAUGACUGUAUGGCGAGAGGAGACUGUUGUACCAACUACCUUGUGGCUUGCAAAGGAGAAAGUCAUUGGGUGGAAGAUGAAUGUGAGGAGAUGAAAUCCCCUGAAUGUCCAGCUGGAUUUGUCCGCCCACCUCUGAUGAUUAUCUCUGUUGAUGGGUUCCGAGCUACUUACAUGAAGAAAGGCAGCAGUGUAAUUCCAAAUAUUGAUAAAUUAAGAUCAUGUGGUACUCAUUCACCAUAUAUGAGGCCUGUAUACCCAACAAAAACUUUUCCUAAUUUAUAUACUCUGGCCACGGGACUCUAUCCAGAGUCGCAUGGGAUUGUUGGAAAUUCAAUGUAUGACCCAGUGUUUAAUGCAACCUUUACACUAAGAGGCCGUGAAAAACUGAGUCACCGAUGGUGGGGAGGACAACCGAUCUGGGUGACUGCUGAAAAACAAGAUGUGAAGGCUGGUACUUUCUUUUGGCCUGUUGUAAUUCCACUUGAACGUCGUAUCCUGACUAUGCUUCACUGGCUACAUCUCCCUGACUCUGAAAGGCCCUAUGUGUACGCGUUCCAUUCAGAGCAACCAGAUAUAGUUGGACACAAGCAUGGACCUCUAAGCAGUGAAUUGAUCAACCCUUUGAAAGCAAUAGACCGAGUAAUAGGACAGCUUAUGGAUGGCUUGAAACAGCUGAAACUGCAUCGCUGUGUGAAUGUAAUUCUUGUUGGUGAUCAUGGAAUGGAAGAAGCCAGCUGUGACAGGACUGAAUAUAUCAGUUCUUUCGUGUCAUAUGUUGAUGACAUUUUUUUGAUACCUGGAUCUUUAGGAAGAAUCCGUGCACGGUACCCUAAUGAUUCAAAAUAUGACCCUAAAGCAAUUGUUGGAGAUCUUACAUGUAAAAAAUCUGAUCAGCACUUUAAGCCCUAUUUGAAGCAACACCUUCCCAAAAGGCUUCACUAUGCAAAUAACCGAAGAAUUGAAGAAGUACAUCUCCUUGUUGAGAGGAAAUGGCAUGUUGCAAGGAGACCUGGUGAUGGUGGGAAGCAUCCUGGAAGAUGUGCAUUUUUAGGAGAUCAUGGCUAUGACAACAAAAUUAAUAGUAUGCAGACUAUAUUUCUGGGCUAUGGACCAUCAUUUAAAUACAAGACAAAAGUUCCAGCUUUUGAAAAUAUAGAAUUAUACAAUGUCAUGUGUGAUCUUCUGGGAAUAACCCCUGCUCCUAACAAUGGCACUCAUGGGAGUUUGAACCACUUAUUGAAAAAUACCUUUUUUAAGCCAACAGUGCCUGAAGAAGUAACCAAGCCAUCACAUCCUUCUUCAGUCUUCAUACAGUCUGAUUUAGGGUGUUCUUGUGAUGAAAAGAAUAAAGGUGAAGAACUGAACCAACGUUUGAUCAAUAAAGGUUUAGAUGAUGGUAAACAUCUGCUCUAUGGCCGCCCAGCCGUUAUGUUCCGCAUGAAAUACAGUAUUUUGCAUCACAGUGAUUUUGUAAGUGGAUAUAGUGACUCUCUAUCGAUGCCACUGUGGACUUCAUAUACUAUUAACAAACAGAUAGAGGUUUCCAACAUUCCUGAAUCCCUAAGUAACUGCCUAAGGCCUGAUGUACGUAUACCACCUUCUAGCAGCCAGACUUGUUCAGCCUACAAAGCAGACAAGCAGAUGUCCUAUGGUUUUCUGUAUCCCCCUCAGUUGGCCUCUUCUUCUGAUGCUAGAUAUGAUGCCUUUCUUAUAACGAAUGCUGUUCCAAUGUUUCCUUCAUUUAAAAAAGUGUGGAGUUUCUUCCAAAGGACUCUUCUGAAGAGAUAUGCAACAGAACGCAAUGGAAUCAAUGUGAUAAGUGGACCAGUCUUUGAUUACGAUUUUGAUGGCCUCCAUGACACUUCAGACAAAAUCAAACAGUUUGUUAGUGGCACAAUACCAGUUCCAACGCAUUACUACAGCAUUUUAACCAGUUGUCUGGACUUUACUCAGACUGUUGAUAAAUGUGAUGGGCAGCUUAGUGUGUUUUCCUUCAUUCUUCCUCAUAAAUCUGAUAAUGAAGAAAUGUGCAAUAGUUCUGAAGAAGAAUCCAAAUGGGUUGAAGACCUAAUCAAGAUGCAUACAGCAAGAGUGAGAGAUAUUGAAAUCCUUACGGGAUUGGACUUCUUUCGCAAAACUAGCAGAAGUUACACAGAGAUUCUUUCUUUAAAGACUUACUUGCAUACUUAUGAGAGUGAAAUUUAAAUAGCAAAUUUAGUUCCAACCAUCUAACUCACAGGUUUAUAUUUUUAUACUGUGUUGUAUUUAUUAUUUCUAGUAACGGUCCUAAAGAAAUUCUGUUUUAAUCACAUGUAAUAGUUUACUGGUGUGUUGUCAGAUAAGCAUGUAUCAGAUUUAUUAUUUUAUUAGUCUUUAGACAGUUUUUAUUUUAAACAGUAUAUGAAAUACUGUGGCUUUGAAAGCUCAUAAUUAGAUGGUGCUGCAGACAAAUAUCCUGAGUCCUGUACUGUAUUAAACAAUGAGCUCAUAAAUAUUUCAUUAGUAUUAUUAACUUGCCUAAUGCCAUAUAAACCAGGUAAAUCUCUGAUUGUAUUAAACAGUAUUUUAAUGAACAAAAUGUUGAUUUCUGUACAAAAAUAUCUUUUAAAUAGUGUUUUUAUUUAACAUUUAUUAUGGAUUUCCUAGAGUUCUGUAAAUCUGCCUGUUAAUAUUUGAGGCACUUUAAAAUAUAAUUUUACACUUCCUUAUUUCGCCCAUUACAUAUUUGUUUCAUGUAAGUUUUGUGUUCUGUACACAGGCAGAAAUGAAACUCAAAAAAAAGUGGUGCUUUAAAAGUCUAAUUUCUUUCAUCUCUCAUUUCUUUUCUAAUGCCCUGAUCUGGUUUGUUGUGGUAGCAAGCUGAGCACAGGUACAAGGCAGGCCCUUGGAUUCCAAAGACAAUCUUCAGGUCCUUCUGUUGAACUCUAAGGUGAUGCCAGCAAAGCUAAGGAACUCUAAGCCUUCCAUGUUCUGUAUCUGCCACAGAUUCUUCCACAGAGGACUCCUGCACAGGAAGAUGCCUCACCAUAUGUUCAAACCUUCUAUGGUGGUUAAUCCUGUAGAAUAGAGUGUUUGGCCCUGUGCUCUGACAUUCCUGUAGAUUGAACGAUAAGCAUGUCCUCACAGGUGGCGCAGUGGUAGUGCUGCUGCUUUGCAGUAAGGAGACUGUGGAAGAUUGUGGGUUCGCUUCUCGGUUCCUCCCUGUGUGGAUAGCGCUUUGAGUACUGAGAAAAGCGCUUUAUAAAUGUAAUGAAUUAUUAGUGAAUGAGCUUCAUUUUUGUAUCAUGCUAAUGGUGCAGAUCGACAAGAACUGUGCACUGACUGAGAUUGCCUGUCAGAGUCAUCCUUGCCAUUAUGGUGCAUUUGCACAUUGGCAAUCAAUAAAAAAAAACAAUAAUUCAGAACAAGAUGCAAGGCCAUCCAUUAAACAUAAGAGAUUGUUGAGCAAUAGGUCUGAGUGGGAGAAUAUUAGUGGGUCAGCCCUGUCUCUGGUGAUGAAUAUGCUUGCCAUUACACUCUUUUGGUCACCCAUGGAGGAAUAUCUGACCUGAAAGAGCACAGUGCAGGUGCUACUCACGUCCAAGCAGCUAAAGAACAAAUGACACAAAGUGGAAUCGCUCUGUUCCUUUUACCUCUCUAAGACAUCCCUUAAUGCAGACAUGGCAUGUUGUUGUUUAAUUGUAUGUUGCCUACAGUAGCCUGCAUUCUACCAUAACCAAUAAAACUAGGCAAAUAUCUGUGCAAAUUGAUCAUGCUAAUAUUUCCAUUCAUUUGGGCUCAAAGUUAAACUAGUUAUACAACGUAUUUUUUGUUUACACUAGGGGGGGCAAGCCCCCUUCGGCGCACAACCCCCAGUUGCAGCCAAUCGCGUUGUGAAGAGGGGGGCUGAACACACCCCUAGAAGACGCGGCGCUCCUCCUAAACCCCCUCUUAAACGGUGAUGCAAUGGGAAACAAAUGAUUUUUUUUUUUUUUUUUUAAUCUCUUCUUUGCUCGAUCAGCUGCUGGCUUGCUGCUGCUGCCGUGCCGCAUGAUCUGCAUUUCGUGGAGCGGUUUAUUUCCGGCCCAGGCAUGGUUAAAUCUCUUGGUUAAGUCUUGUCUCGCGGGACGUGAGUUCUUGAUAUUUUUUAUAAUUUAAAAAUGGAAUAAGAAUUUUAAAAAUCUAACAUCAUCAAAUUAAAGUUCGACAAAUUCUGAAAAGAAUACCAAACACAUAUAUGUAGGUUUUAAAAUAAGCCUGAUUUAAAGCAUGACAAAAAAUGUGACAUAAAAACAUCACAUAAAAUCAUUGCACUUUUAGGCUUAGGAUUUAAUAUAUUGUGAAGAGGGGGGCUGAACACACCGUAGAAGACGCGGCGCUCCUCCGAAACCCCCUCUUAAACGGUGAUACAAUGGGAAACAAAGUGUUUUUUUUACCUCCUCUUUGCUUGAAUUAGCUCUGCUGCUGCUGCCAUGCCGCAUGAUCUCCUUCUCACGCUGGGCUUCGAACAUUUAAAAUUCUGUAUAGCAGCUGUCCUUUUGUCUUAUUGCCUUGUCUCACUUCUCCCCCAGACAUCCUCUGCUUUAUUAUUUAUACUUUAUUAUGUGUUUACGAAUAAAGUGUGUUUCUUGAAAACCCUGAA
Molecule: messenger RNA, 5514 nt
Organism: Erpetoichthys calabaricus (reedfish)
Lineage: Eukaryota; Metazoa; Chordata; Cladistia; Polypteriformes; Polypteridae
Gene: enpp2
Product: ectonucleotide pyrophosphatase/phosphodiesterase 2
Exons: 25
Coding region: 522-3098 (858 amino acids)
Biological process (GO): phosphatidylcholine catabolic process; immune response
Molecular function (GO): calcium ion binding; alkylglycerophosphoethanolamine phosphodiesterase activity; scavenger receptor activity
Source: RefSeq, a predicted model, not a curated record